This is a messenger RNA of Baudoinia panamericana UAMH 10762, 1830 nucleotides long. RefSeq lists its product as uncharacterized. Gene Ontology annotation, biological process: peptidyl-serine dephosphorylation; G1/S transition of mitotic cell cycle. Gene Ontology annotation, molecular function: protein serine/threonine phosphatase activity. Gene Ontology annotation, cellular component: cytoplasm. The transcript is spliced from 3 exons. NCBI's taxonomy places the organism in Eukaryota, Fungi, Ascomycota, Dothideomycetes, Mycosphaerellales, Teratosphaeriaceae. The coding region runs from base 236 to 1618 and encodes 460 amino acids. The record is from RefSeq and is a predicted model, not a curated record.
GAUGAAACCCUUGGUCUUGCAUCAGACUCCGAAGCCUUCAAGACCUCAUUCCAGAUUACCGACAGAACGAGGACUAUCUGGUUAUCUGAUCGUACUACGCAUCUAGCCUGAUUGUAUUGCCGGUUUCUACACUCAGUCAUUGCGGCUUUCCGUUGCCAUUGGCUCGGCUGAAGAGACUGUAUCGCUGCCCUCGUGACCUCCACUGCCGAGGAAGCGACUCCCAGAAGCCCGCAAUAUGGCGCGAGACAGAGACCCGGACGUUCCCCAGCCAGGACCAGCACAACUCACAUCGAAAGCCGGACCAGACGAAUGGCUCUGCCAGGCAAAGCUAUGCCGCUACCUCCCCGAAGCGGACAUGAAGCGCUUAUGCGAGAUCGUCAAAGAGUGCUUGAUGGAAGAGAGCAACAUCGUACCCGUGCAAGCACCCGUCACAGUCUGCGGCGACAUUCACGGGCAAUUCUACGACCUGCUGGAACUGUUCAAUGUCGCUGGCGGGAUGCCAGGCGAAGUAGAGGAGAAGGCAGCGCGGAGCGCCGCGGCGAAGGUAAGCGAGUCACCUUUAUCGGCGAAGAGUCCCAACCGGACAGGCAGCGGCAAGGCGGCUAUCUUCAGCGCGGCGGAUCUUGAGCCCCCGACACAGAUAAGUGACCCGAAAGUGAGGAAAAAGAUGAAGAGGAGGUUCCAGAGGGACUCGGCGUAUACGUCUGCGGCGUCGAAUGAUGGAUCUGAGUCGGGAAACGGAGAUGACGAAGACGAACCGCGAGGCAGGGGAAGAAGUAGGAGUAUGGGACAGGCCGAUGACGAGGAGGAUGAGGACGAAGAAGGGUCGGAUGAUAGUGGCGUUGGCGUGAGGAGUCCGGGGCCGAGUCGAAGUAAGAGCGUGGCGAAGACGGACUAUGCGAAUGGAAAGCAGAACUUCAUCUUCUUAGGCGACUUUGUUGAUCGGGGUUACUUCUCGUUGGAGACUUUCACGCUGCUUAUGUGUCUCAAAGCCAAAUACCCGGACCGAGUCACGCUCGUCCGCGGCAACCACGAGUCUCGCCAGAUAACGCAAGUGUACGGCUUCUACGAGGAGUGCCAGCAAAAGUACGGCAACGCUUCCGUAUGGAAGUCUUGCUGCCAAGUCUUCGAUUUCCUCGCCCUCGCCGCAAUCAUUGACGGUAAAGUGCUGUGUGUACACGGCGGCCUUAGUCCGGAGAUCCGAACACUGGACCAGAUCCGCGUCGUGGCGCGAGCGCAAGAAAUCCCGCACGAGGGCGCGUUCUGCGAUCUCGUGUGGAGUGACCCGGAGGAUGUAGAUACGUGGGCCGUUUCGCCGCGCGGAGCGGGAUGGCUCUUUGGGGACAAGGUCAGCUCGGAGUUCAACCAUGUCAAUGGCUUGCAGCUUAUUGCACGUGCGCAUCAGCUCGUCAAUGAAGGCUACAAGUAUCAUUUUGCGUCGCAGGACGUGGUCACCGUAUGGUCAGCGCCCAACUACUGCUACCGAUGCGGUAAUGUGGCGUCUAUAAUGACACUGGGCGAAGAUCUAAACCCAGACUUCAAGAUCUUCAGUGCGGUGCCGGAUCACAGGCGUGCAGUUCCGGCAGGAAGAGCCGGCAGAGGGGAGUACUUCUUGUAAAUUUUGGGGCUCAUUGGCGGGGCGACAUCAAUGGUUCUGUAUGCGGAUACGAGGCUGGCGUGACGAAAGUUGGCGUCUUGUAUAGUGUUGCUACUCGACAUGAUACCCGCAUCUGCUGCUCGUGGCGUUGCGGUCAACCUCAACCAUGACGUGCUCGAUCAUUGUAUAUGCAUUCACCGUUCAUGAUGGUCAAUACGCGUCCAAGUCACCCG